This is a messenger RNA of Sinocyclocheilus rhinocerous, 3474 nucleotides long. RefSeq names its product guanine nucleotide binding protein (G protein), alpha 11b (Gq class) (gene gna11b). Gene Ontology annotation, cellular component: cytoplasm; heterotrimeric G-protein complex. Lineage: Eukaryota; Metazoa; Chordata; Actinopteri; Cypriniformes; Cyprinidae. The record is from RefSeq and is a predicted model, not a curated record. Bases 812 to 1891 code for a protein of 359 amino acids. Gene Ontology annotation, molecular function: G protein-coupled receptor binding; GTPase activator activity; G-protein beta/gamma-subunit complex binding. Gene Ontology annotation, biological process: adenylate cyclase-modulating G protein-coupled receptor signaling pathway. The transcript is spliced from 7 exons.
CUGCUGUCAUCUGCAAAAAAAGUGGCAUAAUCCAUUUUUAAAGGCAACUGGCUUUUUUUUUUCUUUCCAGGAAUUUUAUCUUUCUACAAGUGUUGUGACUGAGCGCUCCCGUGAUAUAAAACGACACAAAAGGGAAUGUUUUUGACAUUAUUCAGUUACUGGUUGUGAGGUAGUGACGCUUCAUUCACCCGAUCGGACAGCGAUUCCUCCUUUUCUGAGGAGGAAUCUGUUUUUCCUCCAUUUGAAGGGGUGGAUAAGGCUGGAGAGGGGGUAAAUAGGAAAAGUGGAUGUCGCGACUGUGCGAUCUGUCCCGUUUUCACCGGGACCCGUGUUGGUGGUGAGCCGCCGCGGAGCUGUUGUGGGAGUGUCGCACGCACGCGAGGAUAGUUUGCCCUGGAUUUUUCAAUCAUUUGCGAGAUACGGCUCCCGGACCUCCUCCUCGUCGUCGUCGACGCUGCCUUCCCUUCCUCAUCCUCCCGGUUUUUUCUUCCUCUCUUACCUCCGUGAUUUUGCCGCGGUCCGCACGCGGGGUAGAAGCUCGCGCUCACCUCGAGAGGAUUGAACGCAGCGCGCGAGGCCCCCCGGCCCCUCCCCCACUCUCAAACCCACUUCAGAUCAUCUCCUCACCCCCCUUCUCAUUUUUCCCCUUCAUUUUCUUGAUAUUUUUCCUCAGAGGAGGAGGAUUGCGGGGACUAUUUCAUUUUUACCAACCUUCUUCCCAGCGGCCACCCGAACCAAGUGAUAUUUUUGUGUUUUUUCCUCGUUUCUGAAGCCCCGACGAGGCCGGGCUGUGUACAGUAAAGCAGUGGGGAUGACUUUAGAGUCGAUGAUGGCCUGCUGCCUGAGCGAAGAGGCCAAGGAGUCGAAACGAAUCAACGCCGAAAUCGAUAAGCAACUGCGUCGGGACAAACGCGACGCGAGACGGGAGUUGAAGCUGCUCCUGCUCGGUACGGGUGAGAGCGGCAAGAGUACGUUCAUCAAACAGAUGCGUAUCAUCCAUGGCACCGGAUACACAGACGAGGACAAACGCGGAUUCACCAAACUGGUGUACCAGAACAUCUUCACCUCCAUGCAGUCCAUGAUCCGCGCCACUGAAAACCUGAAAAUCGGCUUUAAGUACGAGCAGAACAAGGCAAACGCCAUGCUGGUGAAGGAGGUGGACAUUGAGAAGGUGUCGUCAUUCGACCAGCCCUACAUUAGUGCCAUUAAGAUGCUGUGGACAGAUCCAGGCAUUCAAGAGGCCUACGACAGACGCCGAGAGUACCAGCUGUCAGACUCCACGAAAUACUAUCUAUCUGAUCUGGAUCGUAUCGCCGUGCCCUCCUACCUUCCCACCCAGCAGGAUGUUCUGAGGGUUCGAAUCCCGACUACUGGGAUUAUUGAAUACCCGUUCGACCUUCAGAGCAUCAUUUUCAGGAUGGUUGAUGUGGGGGGUCAGAGGUCAGAGCGCAGGAAGUGGAUCCACUGUUUUGAGAAUGUGACGUCCAUCAUGUUCCUGGUGGCUCUGAGCGAGUACGAUCAGGUUCUGGUCGAAUCGGACAACGAGAAUCGUAUGGAGGAGAGCAAGGCUCUAUUCAGGACGAUAAUCACAUAUCCAUGGUUCCAAAACUCUUCUGUCAUCCUCUUCCUAAACAAGAAGGACCUGCUGGAGGAGAAGAUCUCCUACUCCCACCUGGUCGACUAUUUCCCAGAGUUCGAUGGGCCUCAAAGGGACGCCCAGGCUGCACGGGAGUUCAUCCUGAAGAUGUUUGUGGAUCUGAACCCCGACAGCGACAAGAUCAUCUACUCGCAUUUCACCUGCGCCACCGACACGGAGAACAUCCGCUUUGUGUUCGCGGCGGUGAAAGACACCAUCCUGCAACUAAACCUGAAGGAAUACAACCUGGUGUGAGACGUGCGACGAGUCCGACACAUGAAUCAGCAUAAAACAGGCACCCACAGAGCGUGCGCACACCUACGUCCACACACACACACACACACACACACACACACAUGCAUCAUGUACACUUUCAGAAACACACGAUUCUUUUGAUUUCUCUUUACUAGCUUCCAGAGUUUUUCUCUUUCUGUCCAGCGGAAUCAUAACGGACAUGUCCUGCUCAUCGUUUGUUUUUUAUUUGUUUGCGAAAGUCUGUCCGCUCAUCCCUGGCAGCUCUCGUCAAAGGCCUCUUUCCCUUUUAUCAAAUUUGACCACAAAAAAAAAGAAGAAGAAAAAAAGUGGCUCGGAUUUGACAAAGGGCAUUAGACUCCUACUAGCCACUUCAGCAUUCACAUAUUUCAUGGAAAUGUUGGAUUGGCGGAGCUACGAUGAGAAUGACCUGUGAUACGCUGGCCUGAAAAACUGGAAGUGACGUUCCUUCUCAUGUCCUGUACUAUCACUCGCUUCAAUCACGUCAUCUGCUCUGAGCGUUUCUCUGGAUUUCCGCCUGGAUGAAUGGAAAAAUGUGGUUUUCACAGCCCUGCAAAAAGACCAAAAAUAAAAAAAAUACAAAAAUCACAACAUGUUUACAUACUUGUACAUGGACUAGUGCUGUGGUGCCGGAAGUUCCGAAACGGAUUCCGGCGGAUUCUAGAAUCCAGUGGGUUCCAGCGGGUUCCACUGAUGGUGUGGAGAACCUUUCACUCACAGAGAUGAUUCUCUCGACGAGGCUAGUCUUCAACUCGCAUCGAUGAAUGUAAACUUCAUGUGAGAGCAUUGCAAAUGCAAAAAAAAACAAAACAACAGCAACAAAAAAAAAUCGGAAAAAAAUGAUAAUGAACGAAAAUAGUGUAAGAAUGCCUAUAUAAGCAAAACGAUACAAAGCACGCGAUGGAGAGAUGAAACGAAUUAAAUCUGUGUAUAUUGCUGAGAUGAUCAUUUUAAAAACUUUUUAAUGAUAAGUAACUAUAGCUACUUCUACUGCUACCGAAUAUAAAGUAAAUUAUAACGGCAGUCGAAUUAAUGGUGGGUAAGAGACAACGUUAAGGAUUUUUAAAUGUGCGCAAAACAGGAUUAUACAUUUAUGAUAGGUAUUGUUCCGCAGAUUUCCACAUUUAACGUUGACCGUUCCCUCACAGUUGUUAUGUUUUAUCCUCCUUCCUGGUUUCGUUUUAAUUUCACCAUCUAAAAAGUAGUUUCGGAGUGCGCGGUUAUCUUUUUCCGCUCACGAACAGAUACUUUACUUUAUUAAUUCACAAUCCAGGCUGCAGACUCGUGGGUAUCGUCGUCAUCUAGCAGCACGGAUGCACACAAUCCAUUAUUUGUUUACGCAUUUUUUUUUUUCUUUUUUUGUCACAACGUAACUUUUUCGGUCGACAAUUUCAAGAAUUUCGCGCGAGUUCCGGUGGGAUCGCGGGAGGACGAGGUUGGGGAAACAGGAAAGCAUUUAUGCGCUGAAGUUAAUUGAUUGUGUAUAUUUAUAUUUGUAAAUACGUAUACACAUUAUUGCUUAUGUACAAAACGUCUGUGGUACACUAUCUUUGGCAAAAAAAAAA